GGUCUGUUUAUGCACCUCUAGAUAUAAUCCAACCUAAUGAUAGUAUACUAUCCAUUACUUGCUAAACAAUUAAACCUCCAUUCCUCUCUUUUCCUCUGUAUUUCAAGAAAAUUAAUGGCGCCAUCAUCAUCAUCAUCAUCAUCCUCAACACAAUUCAUCGACACCGCACUUUCUUCAACAACUUCUCCUUAUGCACUAUCUUACCCUAGCCCUAAACAAAAAUGGAUCAUCAGAAAACACCUUAUUUCACUUAUAAACAACUACCCAACUUUCAGACCUUCCACUGAUAAAUUCACCCACAACGACGGCACCGUCGUCAACAUUCUCAACGCCGCCGGAAACCUCACUGUCUCCGUCGCCGGUUGUGAGAAAUACACCCCUCCUGUGCCUCUCACCAUUUGGGUAAACGAAAAUUACCCUUACACCCCUCCUAUUGUUUACGUCUCACCGAAUAAUUCAAUCUCUCCGGUUCACCGGAAUCACCCGUUUGUCGACCCGUUUUCCGGGUUUACUUCAACUCCUUAUCUCCAAUCUUGGGUUUUCCCUCGUUGUAAUUUAACCGAACUUGUUCAUAAUCUUGUCAAAAUAUUCUCCCAUGAUCACCCUUUUUUUAGUAGCGGAAAUAUUAGUUGCUCACCAGGUGUUUGCGGUAAUGUCUCAAAGAUGGAGGCUCUCGAUCGCCUUUCGGGCAUGAUUCAUUACGAUUUGAUCACGUUAAACUCCAAGUUCGAAUAUGAAUUUGAGAGAUUAUCGUCGUUAAAGAUGGAAUUGAUGAAUCGAAACGAAACUACACGAAACGCGAUCAUUAAUCUUGAGCAAGAAAGAUUGAGCUUGAAGAAGAGAGUGAUGAGUUUGAUGGAGCAAAGUGAUGUGGUGAUGAAUUGGGUGAGAGUUAACAAUGGUGUGGGGAUUGGUGAAGGUGAUGAGGUGGCAAUGGAUGAUGGGUUUGAUGGUGAGGAUGAGGAGUCAAGAUUGGUGAUUGAGAGAUUGGGAUUGGAUAGGGGGAUUGAGGAUUUGAUGGAUGCUUUGGAGAAGGGAUUGGAGGAAGGAGUAGUGAGUGUUGAUGCUUAUAUUAGGCAAAUUAGAGGUUUGGGUAGAGAGCAGUUUGUGCAUAGAAGGGUGCUUCUUGAAGUAAAAGGUCCUGAGUUGUUUCUUUUGCCUUAUUGAUGUGAAAUGAAGUGUUGGUUCUUCAAUUGAGGAUGAUUUUGGCAAAAGGUGAAAGGAUCUUUUCAAUGUAUAGUUUUUCUUUGCUUUUUGUUAUGAGAAUAUGGGUGUAGCUAGGGUGUACAAAUGGGGGUGUCAAAACGAGUCGAGAGAUAUUUGUGUCGUAUCGAUUCAAUAUGAUUAAAGUCAAUACGAACACGAUUCGUUUACUUAUAAUAUCAAUACGAACACAACAGAAAAAUUAAUGAA
This is a messenger RNA of Mercurialis annua (annual mercury), 1413 nucleotides long. Its product is annotated as protein ELC-like. The record is from RefSeq and is a predicted model, not a curated record. The transcript has a single exon. NCBI's taxonomy places the organism in Eukaryota, Viridiplantae, Streptophyta, Magnoliopsida, Malpighiales, Euphorbiaceae. Gene Ontology annotation, cellular component: ESCRT I complex. Gene Ontology annotation, biological process: protein modification process; protein transport; endosome to lysosome transport. The coding region runs from base 37 to 1167 and encodes 376 amino acids. Gene Ontology annotation, molecular function: ubiquitin binding.